Messenger RNA from Brassicogethes aeneus, 1179 nucleotides. The record is from the annotation of a GenBank genome assembly. Lineage: Eukaryota; Metazoa; Arthropoda; Insecta; Coleoptera; Nitidulidae.
AGUAUAAAACCGACUGUUGUAGUGUGCAUGUCGCGAUAAAAACGAAAUUGUUUAAACUACAAAAGUAUGUUUAUGUUUUUGUUUUUUCUACGUGUUUAUCGUGGUUAAAAUUGAAAAAUCCGAAAUGACUUCUUCUUACAAGAAAAAUUUCACAACAUUUUGUUUUCUUCACAGACUUUUAGUGAACAGUGAAUAAUGAAAUUUAUUUUGUGUAUUUUUUUAGUGGGUUUGCAAAUGAUUAAUAUUGUUAAUGGUAGGCCUCAUUCAAAAAGUUCAGAAACAGAAGCGGAUAUUCCGGAAAACUUGAAGAAAAUUGGUGCAGUUAAUAAUAAAACCAGAACAAGGAUUUUAACUCAUUCAGAAGGAUAUACAGAUUACUCAGAUCAAGAAGUAGUAUUUCCUGACUCCUAUGAAAUGAUUUUCGAACCGGUUCCAAGAAUAGAUGGUUCACCAAAAUGUGCGGACGGUUCAACAUUUUGUGAAACUUUUGAUACUUACCCAUACUAUCACCUAAAAGACAUCUUAAAGAAAAAUGAAGCUUACAAGGAUUUAUUCGGUAAGGACGAAGAACCCAGCGAAAUAACCAACCGAUUGGGAGAGGACGAGGACAUGUUUGUGUGUCGAUCAUUCGAGAGAACAAUCUACCCCAAAGUCGGCAAAAACAAAAGCAACAAAUGGAAAUUUAUCAUAAAUCAAGGCGAUUCCGAUGGAUACAUACAAGGCGUACGAGUAGAGACUUGUAGAAGUCAAGGAAGUGCUUGUGAUAUAAUAGGAGACCUGCCUAAUGGUUAUGUAACAGCGUGUAAACAAAAAUACGUUUACCGAAGGAUGUUAUCCAUAUCAGACAACGGACGUCCAUUUCCCGACACUUUUUUACUGCCAUCAGCCUGCUGUUGUGCCUACAAGAGAGACAUUGAAUUCCUGCGAAGAUUUGGAUCCAGAAAAACACCUAUAAAAUAAAUAGUAGUGCGUUCAGCAGUAAAUUUUAACGGGAUAAUUUUUAUGAUAUUAUAUGAUUUAAAAUAAAUUGUAUCUAGGUUUGCUAAUUUAUAAAUAUAUAUUUACAUUUUGAAAAUGUAAAUUCGUAUAAAGAAUUAUUUAAAUACUUUAGAUGCUUUUAGAUAUAUCUAAAAACUAAGUAUAUUUAGUUUUUUUGCAAUAUUAUGUUUUAUUCCAAAG